Messenger RNA from Rubroshorea leprosula, 1061 nucleotides. NCBI's taxonomy places the organism in Eukaryota, Viridiplantae, Streptophyta, Magnoliopsida, Malvales, Dipterocarpaceae. The record is from the annotation of a GenBank genome assembly.
GGUUUUGACCGUCAGAGACAGUAAUACGGUAGUUGAUUCGUGCGGAGGGAAAUCUAUAAAGGGGUGAAGAAGACCAAGAAUAAGUAAAAGCUUCAGAAGCAGCCAUGGACAUGUCGAGCGACUUCGAUAGACUGCUCUUCUUCGAGCAUGCCCGCAAGACCGCGGAGACUACCUACGCCAAGAACCCUCUCGAUGUGGAUAACUUGACGAGAUGGGGAGGAGCUUUGCUGGAAUUAUCUCAGUUUCAGAGCGUUCCAGAUUCGAAGAAAAUGAUUCAAGAAUCCAUUUCAAAGCUGGAGGAGGCAUUGUCACUUAAUCCAAAAAAACAUGAUACUCUUUGGUGCUUGGGAAAUGCCCUCACUUCUCAAGCUUUUCUAACUCCUGAUCAGGAUGAGGCUAGGGAAUAUUUUGACAAGUCUGCCGUCUACUUCAAACAAGCUGUUGAAGAGGAUCCGUCCAAUGAACUUUACCGCAAAUCUUUAGAAGUUUCCACUAAGGCUCCAGAAUUACACUCAGAGAUCCACAAGCAUGGAGGACCUGAAUUUGCUGGACCUUCUGCCUCAUUCACUUCAACAAUGGUAAUCCUCUUUAACUUCAAUAGUCCUUUGCGUUUUUAUUUUCAUUUUUGUUCCUUUUUAGAAACCUGAGCUUUUGUUCUUCUUCUUCUUCUUCUGUAUUUCCAUUUUCCUUACUGAAAUGCUUUUAUGAUGAUGACAUGUCUAGUCAGAACAUGUAGUCUUGACUAGAUAUUUGUAACUGAGUUUUGGCUAGUUACAAGCCAUUUUUUGGAGAUUUACCGGCUACAAAUGUGAAGAAGAAACACAUUCAAACGAGGCCUGCCCCUCUCGAGAAAAAACUACACAAUCUACCUUGCAAAAUGCCUUAGUCACUCUCUCAAUUGACUUCUAGAUUAGGAGAUUAGCUCUCAAACUCUCCAGUUUUAAGUUUUAAUUAUUUUUGUGUGAGGUCUGUCCCUUUUCAUAGGUUUUCUUCUGGACCAGUUCUACAACUUUUGUUAGCAUAUUUCAAUUCUGUCAAUGCAAUCAAGUUUUAGUUUUGUA